This is a messenger RNA of Penicilliopsis zonata CBS 506.65, 350 nucleotides long. RefSeq lists its product as hypothetical. Lineage: Eukaryota; Fungi; Ascomycota; Eurotiomycetes; Eurotiales; Aspergillaceae. The coding region runs from base 74 to 250 and encodes 58 amino acids. The transcript has a single exon. The record is from RefSeq and is a predicted model, not a curated record.
AGUCAUGGAUGGAGGGGCAUCCCUUAUCUGGGAGAAAGUAGGGCAGGUUUAGCAGGGCUUCAAUUAUCAUGUGAUGCUCUUUCCAUCGAAUCUCGAUGAUCUUAAUGAUCCUCUGAUCUUCAACAACAACGCCAGUCGAGUCUACAGGACAGUAUCUGCAAUCUGCAGUUUUGGCUCUGGAUCAGUUCUAGCCAGUAGCUGGCUCUUUUAUAAUUAUGCUAGAGAUUAUUUGCUGGAAUCGUGCGAAUAGGCACUCAGUAGAGUCCCUGUGUUAGUAAUUGACAGCACAGCCUAUAUUAUCAGCAACUAUCUUGAUAUAGAAUUCAAGAAUUCUACAUAAGUAAAAGCCU